This is a messenger RNA of Anthonomus grandis grandis, 953 nucleotides long. RefSeq lists its product as uncharacterized. The coding region runs from base 150 to 788 and encodes 212 amino acids. NCBI's taxonomy places the organism in Eukaryota, Metazoa, Arthropoda, Insecta, Coleoptera, Curculionidae. The transcript is spliced from 3 exons. The record is from RefSeq and is a predicted model, not a curated record.
GACGCCUUUGUAAUUGAUUUGUCAAUGUUAAAUGACGCGAAUUUUUUUUUUAAGUCUAAAUAAUUAUAAAUUUUUAGUUGUUUUAAGGGACUAAGGAUACACGCUUAAUCCAAAAGCUGCAAGAAGUAUGUUCCUUUAGUAUUUACACAAUGUUGCGGAGCGUUUUCAGCUUAAUUCAAAGAAUUAUAGACUUCUCAGAAAAGAACUACACAAACACGAAAUCAAAAUCUCUAAUUUUCUGCUUUGUUAACCUAGAACAUAUCGGCGAUAUGAAUUUAGAAAGUGAGGAUAAAGAGCAGCUAUUAAAAAGCUUGGAAUAUAACAAAGAAGCUAACCGAAUCCAGCCAACGCAUAAAAAUUGUUUUCCAGUUGAACCUAAACAUGGGGAUGCUGUUACGAGUAAACCUAAAACAAAAACUGACAAUAGAUUACCCCAAGAAGGUAAGGAUGAGUUAAAAAGAAUUACUUUCUGGAACUCCGACAAAAAGGGUGAAGACAAAGUUGUGGAGAAUGCAGUGGAUGCAGAAAUUCAACCAAAUGUUCACCUUUUAAUAGACCAGUUGUCUGAAAAACGUAUUGAAAUUGCUUCCAAGGAAUCAGAUCAAGUUUCAACGUUACUGGAACAAGUCAAAAAAAUGAAAACUGGAUUAGAGCGACUGCAAGAAAUAGCCAUGCAGUUUAACUGCUCUGAACGCUUCAACGAAGAUGUAAAUUAUUUAAUGAAUAAUGCAAGAGAGUAUUUAAGACGCCAAAAAGAUGAUAACAGUAAUGUUUCUCCUAAAGUAUAAACAAACUGAAUUAAAAGUAAACUGGAAUGAAAGUACGCUGGGUAAAAAUGUGUGAAAAUUCAGAUAUGUUACUAAUGUUUUUUCUGUGCUGUUUAAAAUCAAAAUUGUGAGUGUUUCAAUAGUAACAGUGAGGUGAUGUGGUAAAUAAAACUACAUUUUAAGUAA